Aspergillus aculeatinus CBS 121060 is the source of this 558-nucleotide messenger RNA. RefSeq lists its product as uncharacterized. The record is from RefSeq and is a predicted model, not a curated record. The transcript has 2 exons. The coding region runs from base 1 to 558 and encodes 185 amino acids. Lineage: Eukaryota; Fungi; Ascomycota; Eurotiomycetes; Eurotiales; Aspergillaceae.
AUGGCCCAAGACACCACAUAUCGCAUGAGCCUUUUCCUGACAAACUUAUUGAAUGCUAUCAGGGAAGUCAGCGCCAACGACCAACAACUUCAGAACGCGGAGCUAGUGGUUGUUGGGGAUCUGGCCGCAAAGCGAUUGGCACACGCAGAGAAUUCGUCUCCCACCGAGAGGGAAUUCGUCAUGAUGGUUGACACCCAGGCGAAUAUGCUCGCGUUGCGCCGGGCCCUCGCGAACAAGCCAAAGUUCAGCAGCGUGGAUGGGCAAUUGCAUGCCAAAAUCCAAGGUGGUCCCAUUCCGAUCGUCCUGAUACAUCUCGACCAACUCGAUCCCCGGCCAUUUGUGGGGAAUAUGGUGCGUCUACCGCAAAUCGACUCGGACCAACCGCCUUACAGCGACGCCGGUCUGACUCGAGACGAGAUGGAGGCCUUGGUGGCGAGAUAUCGUAGCCAAGGAAGGGGUGAUGGUGUCGAAGGUGGUUCCGUUCUUGUUGGUUUUGGGCUUGCGACCGUCCUGCUCUGGGCGUGCGUGAGUUGGCUUUGGAAAAUUGUCUUUGCUUGA